UUUCAAUCUGGACCCAUGCAUUUCCUCCUUCAAGUGGCGAUCUCAGUCUUGCCCAUCGCACUCUACUAUUUUCUGAGACCUAAAGGAGAUCCUAUCCCGGAUUUGCCAGGUCCAGAGUCCUCGUCGUGGUUUUAUGGGAACUUGGCCGAACUUCUCCUCGCCCCGGAAUAUGGCAAGUACGAGUUUACCUGGCUCAAGCGAUUCGGAAGCGUGUACCAAAUCCGGGCCUGUUUGGGACGCACCCAAAUCGUCAUUGCGGACCCGGUAGCGAUGCAUCACGUGUUCAGCAGUCCGAAGUGGGACCAAGGGCCUCCCCUUUCAAUGACGGCGACCAUGACUUUUGGAUUGCAGAGCGUGCAGAGUGUCAGAGCUGCGGGACCUGAGCAUCGUCAUUUACGAGGGGCGCCCAACGGCGGCUUCACAGCCUCCGUUGUUCAGAGCUACGAAACAAUAUUUGAGAGGGUUGCUGCAGGGAUUUCCGAAAGAAUUGACUCGAGCACCACUGAUACUAUCGAUCUCGCGGACAUGCUCUCGGAUGCGACAUUAUCUGCCAUCUCACUUGCUUUGCUCAGUCGCCCUGUCGAAGAGCUUGACCCCGGUUUCAUUCAACUCAAUACCAAGCUUCUUCGUACGGCGGCAAGAACUUCGAAAAGAGACCUUUUAUCGACUGAUUUACUGACCAAGUACAUCCCUCGACGCCUGCUCUACAAGCUGUUGCACUUUCGAGUAGCAGGGUGGCACCCAGUGACGCAAGGCCGAGACCUCGGUCUCGCUCUCGGACGGGCUGUUGUCGAGAACAAGUUGCGCGUUCAAGCAUCGGGCGAGGACCAAGGAACCGGGGAUGUGUAUGAUCUACUUUUGUCAGGCAAAGCGGGCGGCGCGGGGACCAAAAAGCUGGAUACCGAGGAACUGAUCGCUCAAACGUCCGUCCUUCUUGUGGCUGGUCAGGACACAACCGCAAACACCCUGGCCUUAUGUCUCAUUGAACUGGCCCGCAAUCCCGCCCUCCAAGAUCAGCUCCGCACGGAAAUUCAGGCUCGCGCGCCAGCGCAGCACUACAACCAGCUCCCGCUGCUCAAUGCCGUCAUCAAAGAGGCGCUGCGGAUGUUCCCCGCGGAACCUGUCACGGACCGGGUUGCGUAUGCAGACGACAUCAUCCCUCUUUCGGAGCCGGUUCUGGACCGCCAUGGGCGGACGAUCGACUGCAUCCCUGUUCGGAAGGGGCAAGUUGUGACCAUGGGCAUUGCCUCGUACCAAAGGAUGGCGUCUCGAUGGGGAUCAGACGCGAUGGAGUUCAACCCAAUGCGAUGGUUGGAGGGAGGCUCGGUCCAGACCAGCGACGUCAUUGGCCCUUACGCAAAUCUAAUGAGCUUCAUAAGCGGAGCACGAACCUGUGUUGGGAACCUGACUCGGUAUCCAGCUGGCGUUUUGCGUGGGUUGUCCCCUGUCUGCCCUUUUACAUGCUCGAACCAUUCCUCCAGCGUCAUGGAAAUGCAAAUCAUCCUCUGCGAACUUCUUAGCAAAUUCAAAUUUGGCAUUCCGCCAGGGAGCAAGACUGUUACGCGGCUGGCGCAAACCUUAUUUCCGUUGAAUGGUGAAACUGGAGAGAAAUGUGCUAUGCUACAGGUCAAAUCCGUAUGA
Mycena citricolor is the source of this 1641-nucleotide messenger RNA. The record is from the annotation of a GenBank genome assembly. NCBI's taxonomy places the organism in Eukaryota, Fungi, Basidiomycota, Agaricomycetes, Agaricales, Mycenaceae.